AUAAAUUUAAAAAAAAGUUGAAGAGAGAAAAGAAAUGGAAAAAAAAUGGUGGGUAAGGUUGGGGAUGAUGAUGAUUUAGUGGGGCUGAGCAUUAUAAUCGUUCAUUAAGGUCCUUCUUCAUCUCGAUUCCUCGAUGCUUAUCCCAUAAGGGUUUUGAUUGAGGAGAAAUCAUGUGGUGAUUGAUAAUUUAUUGAAUUUUUGGCCCUUUUUUUGGGGGUAAAUGGAAAAAUUCAAUUCACAAACAGCAAUAGUUACAAUCUCCAAUUGCAUAAGCUGAAAUGGGAGCUUCUCUCCUUACAACUUUCUCAAUGGAGAAUCAUCAUCCUUCAACUCUUUUAUCUAUGGAUUCGAGCGCUCACGACGAGUUUGAUUUAGACAAGAGUCGGCAAUCUAUUCUGUCCCGGCCACCGGAUAUCAAUUUGCCAUUAUCUGCCGAGCGUAGCCCUCCACCACAGCAGCCAUGGAACUCCGAUCAGUGCGAUAUUCUAGAUGUUGGGCUGUGUUCACAAGCUUAUGAAACCGAGAGCUACCUUCCAGUCUCGAAAGCUGGACGGAAAUGCGCUAAGCGGGUAGAUAGUAUAUGGGGUGCUUGGUUGUUCUUUAGCUUUUACUUCAAACCUGCUUUGAAUGAGAAAUCCAAGGCUAAGAUCGUUCGAGAUAGCAAUGGUGUUUCUGGUUUCGAUAAAUUGGAUCUUAAGUUGGAUGUUUUCAUGGUUCAGCACGACAUGGAGAAUAUGUAUAUGUGGGUUUUCAAGGAGAAACCCGAGAAUGCGUUGGGUAAAAUGCAGCUUCGAAGUUACAUGAAUGGGCAUUCUCGUCAAGGGGAACGUCUUUUUCCCUUUAGUGUCGAUAAGGGAUUUAUCCGUUCCCAUAGGAUGCAACGGAAGCAUUAUAGAGGAUUGUCAAAUCCUCAAUGCGUGCACGGGAUCGAACUUGUUCCAUCACCGAAUCUUAUGGCUCUCAGUGAGGAAGAUCGGAAGAAAUGGGUUGAGCUUACCGGAAGGGGUUUAAACUUCACGAUUCCACCCGAAGCUAGUGAUUUUAGUUCAUGGAGAAACCUCCCGAACACUGAUUUUGAGCUCGAGAGACCUCCGAUAAUAAAGAGCGUACUCAAUUUAUCUACUCAAUCAUCGAGCCAUAUGGACAGUGAUGGCACUGACUUAUCACUUGUGAGCAACAAAAGGAGGAAAGACGAUGAUUGCUAUUUGCCGGUCAUUCCUCCAUCCGACCGAAUACCAGACAUGGAAAUUCAUCCUAGUGAACCUCACUGGUUAAACGACUUCAGUGGGGUAAUGAAAAACGCUUACGGUCCCGUUACUGCUGCGAAAGCCAUCUACGAGGACAAAGCCGGUUACUUGAUCAUUAUCAGCUUGCCUUUUGUUGAUCUUCAAAGGGUAAAGGUCUCAUGGAGGAACACACUCACUCAUGGUAUUAUAAAACUAUCUUGUGUGAGCACAACGGGUAUGCCGUUCAUCAAACGACACAACCGGACUUUCAAGCUUACGGAUCCCGCUCCCGAGCAUUGCCCUCCCGGCGAAUUCGUUAGAGAAAUCCCAUUGUCAACUCGAAUCCCCGAAGACGCCGACAUAGAAGCAUAUCACGACGGGCCGGGUUCUGUUCUCGAGAUUAUGGUUCCGAAACUACGGAUGGUACCCGAAGAACAUGAAAUCCGGGUUUGUCUUCGGCCUAAACAUGUGGGGAAUGAUCUCAUGUUGACAUGAACUAUAAAAGGGUAGUUGGUAUGGUUGGUGCUGCAUUGUUUUUACUGACCUUUGUACGAUACAAUGUAAUCUAUGAAAACAAAAAUAUGGGUCUUCCGUUUUAUACUUUUACCAUUUUUGACUGUAAUUAGAAUUUGAUUUUUCGGACAUUUGAUUAUAUUAAACUUGUGUUUUGUAGUUUCAGACAUUUAUUGAAUUUUAAUGUAGAGGUAGAAAUUGUUGAAUUA
This is a messenger RNA of Gossypium raimondii (Peruvian cotton), 1948 nucleotides long. RefSeq lists its product as uncharacterized. The transcript has 2 exons. The record is from RefSeq and is a predicted model, not a curated record. The coding region runs from base 279 to 1721 and encodes 480 amino acids. Lineage: Eukaryota; Viridiplantae; Streptophyta; Magnoliopsida; Malvales; Malvaceae.